AGAGACACAGAAAGAGAGAAAGAGAGAGGGAGGGAGAGAGGGAGGUCUGUCUCCAUGUUGUGAUGAUUGUGAUGUUUUGCUUCUCCUUCUGUAAUCGCAUGUGGCGCGCGGACGCGUUGAAUGAGGCGCGUGAAAUCAGACGCGUUGAAUGAGCGGCGCGCGGAGGAUUAUCAUCAUCAUCAUCAUCACUGAUGUCGGGAGACAAACACUGAUAUGGCGAUGGGUUCUGAAUCCGAGUCUCCCCACGACUGUCUGCGUGGACGAUGUCUGGGCUUCCUCAGGCGGAUGGAGAUUAACUCCCGCUUCCGCUAUUAUUUCCAGCACCCGUGGUCCCGUCUGGUCGUGGCCUACCUGGUCACCUUCUUCAACUUCCUGGUCUUUGCAGAGGACCCAGUGUCGCACAGCCAGACAGAAGCGCAUAUGAUCGUAGUGGGAAACUGCUUCUCAUUCGUGGUGAAUAAAUAUCCCGGAGGAGGCUGGAACGUCCUCAAAGUCCUGAUGUGGAUCCUCGCCAUCAUCACGGGCCUCAUCGCCGGGAAGUUUGUGUUUCAUCGACGCUUGUUUGGUCGCCUACUGCGUCUGAAGAUGUUUCGUGAAGACCACGGCUCUUGGAUGACCAUGUUUUUCACCACGAUUCUCUCGCUCUUUGUCUUCUCUCACAUCUAUAACCUCCUCCUGCUCAUGAGCGGACAGAUGGGUCCUCACAUGGUGACGGAGUACAUGGGCAUCAGGAACGAGAGUUUGAUGAAGAUGGCUGCUGUAGGGACAUGGAUGGGGGAUUUUGUGACGGCGUGGAUGGUAACAGACAUGAUGCUGCAGGACACUCAUUACCCGGACUGGGGCCGGACCGCGAGGCACUUAUGGAGGCAAGGUCACAACCGGAUCGUGCUGUUCUGGACGGUGUUGAUCUCUCUGACCUCUGUGGUGGUUCUGGUCAUCAGUACGGACUGGAUCCGGUGGGAUAACCUGAACCGCGGGUUCCUGCCCAGUGACGAGGUCUCCAGAGCCUUCCUCGCCUCCUUCAUCCUGGUCUUUGACCUCCUCAUCAUCAUGCAGUGUGUUUGUUGGAUCUUCUCCUUCCAGGACUGGGAGUUUCCUCACUUCAUGGGCGAUCUGGACAUGAACCUCCCGGGCCUUUCCACCACCCGGCUGAAGAUCAGACUGCCCUUGUGCAAACGCAUCUUUAAAGAGGAAUAUCACAUUCACAUCACGGGUAAAUGGUUUAAUUAUGGAAUCAUCUUCCUGGUCCUCAUCCUGGACCUCAACAUGUGGAAGAACCAGAUCUUCUAUAAACCCUAUGAAUACGGUCAAUACGUAGGUCCAGGAGAGAAGAUCUACACCGUGGAGGAUCCGGAGACGCUGAGGGACUUCAACCGCAGCACGCUGACCUGGGAAUGGCGCUCCACCAACAUAGACCCCCGCACCAACCGGACGUACGUCCAGAGAGACAUGUUCCUUCACAGCCGCUACGUAGGCUCCAGUCUGGACGUGAAAUGCCUGGCGUUCAUCCCGAGUCUGGCGGCUUUUGUGCUCUGUGGGUUCUUUAUAUGGCUGUUUGGCCGUUUCCAAGACAGCGAGACGUUCCCUGAGAGCCCAGACAAGAGCUACGAGCGCAUCAAGCGCAAGUCGCCGUCAGAUCCGGGAGUCACGCCAGAGGAAGUGCACAUCACCAUGACUGAGGCCUUUAAGAGGAGCGGGACGCCCAUGUUGCUCUUGGUUGACACUCAUCAUUUCGGGUCAUCGAACAACUCCAUGUCACCGUGUUCAAACGAGACCCAGGAGACCCAACCCAGCGUAGCAGCUGACAGCGGCGCCCAUGAGGAUACCGCUGAUGUCAAAAAGCUGACCCCAUGACUGUAGCCAAAGGUCAGAUCGACUCUAGGAAUACUUUCUGAGAUCCUCAACAUUGUUUGGUGUCGGGUUAGUCCAACAAACUUCCAAAAUAUGUUGCUAAUUGGUAGGGCUGCAUCCUAAUAGCCGACUAAACGUUAGUCGUCGAGAAGAGGCUUAGUCAACCAAAAUUUCAUUAGUUGGUUAGUCUCAGAAAAAAAAACUCAGUGAGGGACAGAUCAUCCUUGUGGUAAUUACAGUAUGUCAGGCAGGAAAUCCAAAUGUUCGCCUAUCAUCCAUCAACCUUAAAUAUGGCUUAUUAUUUGAAACGUAAGUAGUAGCAACUUUACGUGGCUGCUCGCUCUAACGAUAACUUAAUGUACGCUAUUAUUAGGCACAUAUCAAAGUGUUUGUGAGAAGCGUGGAAGCUGAAGUAUAGCGCUAAUUGUAAGAUAUGAAGGCACCGGUGUGAUCACUUGCAUUUUUUCCUGAUAACAGCGGAAAGAACUUAAAAUACUCCCAUCAUUUAUGGUCGUACCAUAAAAAAAGAUUGACAGCGCACCUUCACUCUCUUCCAGUGUAGAAAAGUAAAGCCGCCAAAUAUGGCGCUGACAUCUUGGAACCCGAGUCUGCGCAGUAGUGAGCAUGAAGUGGAGCCGCGGUAUUUAAAUUUAUGUGAACUGUAAUUCGAUUGUUUAGUUUGUCUCACGGGCGGGGUUUAUGAGCAAUACUGCAUCCAGCCACCUGGGGGUGAUCGAAAUAUUUUGGCUUCGCUUUUCAGGACUUGUUCAGCACACUUGGGUCAUACAGAUAAGACUAAUACACCAUUUGAAACUGUAAAGGGUCUACUUUUAUUUGUGUACACUCACAAUAACAACAAAACUUUGAGCUUUUGUAAAAUAAAGAAAACAAACAGGAAUGCGCUUUCUGCCGUCUCGGUCUCCGUGAACUGGAGCGCGUCACAAAAAUGGUCUGAAACUCAGCGUUUACUUGCCUCACAGACAUGAGAAAUAUAUUUAUAGAAAGCUUGAAAUGUCUACUUUUAAACAAGCCAAUUCAAAUACUCUGAUUAUGUAAUCUGUAUGAAAAGUGCAUUUAUCUCUAUAGGCGCGUUCACUAUAUACUGCGGAGAUGAUAAUCAGCAUCGUCAACUUCAUCUGUGCAGCCGACACUAACUCAGAAAACACUAGUUUAUUAAUAAACAAUUAAAAUGUCUCCUUGCUAUUUUUUCUGACACAUUUAUAAUCAUUACUUUUGCCUGUGAUUUGCAGCAAGCUUUAUGCGUUCGCUUGAGCGCGGAAAAGGCUAUAUUACGCCUAUAUAUUAAUUAUAUAUAUAUAUAUAUAUAUUAAAUGCUCAUUAUGGUUUAGUAUUCUCCUCAGUAUAUAUUUAAGUAAAUAAAUUAACUAUUAACUAAUGGCUUAAAUGAAUGACUGCUAGUCGACUAGAGAAAUCUUUAGUCGGGGGCAGCCCUACUGAUUGGCUAGUUUUGAAACCACAAAUCAACUCUUUUUCUUUUAUAUCAAUCUUUUCAGCGGUCUUGCACAUGGCAUCAACUUUUUUAACUCAAACUUUUAAACGUUCCUCAAAACGUCCCUCGAGGAUGUUGGUCUAUAUGGUGCUGGAUGUUUGAUUUUUGUACGUCUUUUUAUGUAGACACGCCUGUGCCUACAUGGAUAAAAUGCUGUCCUCACAGUGAACGCAUGGCAUGAUGGUCAUGAAAAUACUCUUAAUGAACACCUAAAGCUGUGCCUUCAUUAACAAACCUGCGCAUGGGACGUAGCUCCAUGUCUAAUCAUUAUCUGUUGAACUAUUUAUCAGUUAUUUAAAAACCAAACUGCUGUGCCACCAAAUAUAUGUUCACACGCAUGUGUUUUGUAAAAUCUGAUCUGAUUGUUAAUGCUUUAUUUAUGUAUUUUCAGAUUCAGCCAAAGCAAUGCCAUCUUAAAAACUGAAUCCUUUGUCUUUUAUACGUGUGUUGUUUUGAAAUCUUCACCGCAGUGUUUUGUUUUGACCAUGUUUGUCCUCUGUGUUUUUUCUGAUGAGCAGGUGAGCUUCUCUUAAAAUGUUUGGAUGGUAAAUAUCUGCGUCAAUCCCUGUUAUCAAUAAACAACCGUCUUUUGA
This is a messenger RNA of Ctenopharyngodon idella (grass carp), 3954 nucleotides long. It is a transcript of the gene tmem117, whose product is annotated as transmembrane protein 117. Bases 214 to 1854 code for a protein of 546 amino acids. NCBI's taxonomy places the organism in Eukaryota, Metazoa, Chordata, Actinopteri, Cypriniformes, Xenocyprididae. The record is from RefSeq and is a predicted model, not a curated record. The transcript has 8 exons. Gene Ontology annotation, biological process: intrinsic apoptotic signaling pathway in response to endoplasmic reticulum stress.